Molecule: messenger RNA, 2487 nt
Organism: Hemibagrus wyckioides
Lineage: Eukaryota; Metazoa; Chordata; Actinopteri; Siluriformes; Bagridae
Gene: rcn3
Product: reticulocalbin 3, EF-hand calcium binding domain
Exons: 8
Coding region: 163-1104 (313 amino acids)
Cellular component (GO): endoplasmic reticulum
Molecular function (GO): calcium ion binding
Source: RefSeq, a predicted model, not a curated record
UGCGCGCGAUUUAAAGCGGCAGAGUGCCAACUCGACUGAAUCCGUGGCGAAGAAAAAACAGAGUCUCGCGCAGGAGAGAGGAGAAACCUGAGGAGAAACCUGAGGAGAAACCUGAGGAGAAACCUGAGGAGAAACCUGAGGAGAAACCUGAGGAGUCUGGAAAUGCAGCUGUUCAUCCUCUCUGUGUUUUUGGCGCUCGGCCUGGCCGUACCUCCUCAGGAGAAACGCGUGCACCACCAGCGCGAUCUGAGUGACCACGCCCAUGAUGACGCUCAUGGCUACCAGUAUGACCAUGAGGCCUUCCUGGGCAAAGAGGAAGCAAAGACCUUUGACCAGCUGACCCCUGAGGAGAGCAAAGCCAGACUCGGGAAAAUCGUAGAGCGCAUUGACACGGAUAAGGACGGCCUGGUCAGCCACACCGAGCUGCACCACUGGAUCAAACACAGGCAGAGGAGGUACAUUGAGGAGAACGUAGACAAGCACUGGAAAGAGUACGACCAGAACAAGGAUGGCAAGAUCUCCUGGAUCGAGUACAAGAACACUACCUACGGAACCUACCUGGAUGAUGAGUCUGAGGAGUUGGAGGACAGAGAGUCGUAUAAAGCCAUGCAUGCCCGAGACCAGCGUCGCUUCAAGAUGGCGGAUAAAGACGGAGACGGCAUUGCCACCAGGGAGGAGUUCACCGCGUUCCUCCACCCAGAGGAGUUCGACUACAUGCAGGGCGUUGUAGUGCAGGAGACCAUGGAGGACAUCGACAAGAACGGAGAUGGCAAGGUCAAUUUAGAGGAGUACAUCGGUGACAUGUUCACUCCUGAGGAGGGCGAGAGUGAACCCGAGUGGGUGACCACAGAGAGGAAACACUUCUCAGAGUACAGAGACAUGAACAAGGACGGCUUUCUGGACACUGAUGAAGUCGCUCAGUGGAUCCUGCCCAGAGACGUGGAUCACACCGACAACGAAGCCAAACAUCUCAUCCAUGAGACAGACAAGAACAACGACGACAAAAUUUCCAAGGCAGAGAUUCUGGAUAACUGGAACAUGUUUGUGGGAAGUCAAGCCACUAAUUACGGAGAAGAUCUGACCAGGAAACAUGAUGAGCUCUGACCUGUGUCAGGGGUCAGACAUUUAACUGUACAGAAGGAGGAAUCACAAUUUCAUUCCACAAAGAAAUGACAUUAUUAAUGUUAACGUUUUUGCAUUAACAGGUAGGAGGGUUCCAUUAUGAGGGGUCAAAGGUCAGGGGUCAAAACAGAAGGGGUCAGUGAUUGGAGUCAGGAGGAAGGGAGGGAAUUUCAGUUUACCGGAAACAGAUUGUAUUUAUUUAGUCACACGCCUUUUACUCACUAAAAACCAGGUUUACACACACACACACACACACACACAGAGCAGGAUGAAUAUUGUCACACCCUGAGUGCGACUGAGACGUCCCAAAACAUUUGUGGUGCAUUUAUUAAAACAGAAAAAGCCAAAGAGGUAGGAAUCAUGUCCUGAAUCACAUGACAUCAUCAGCCACUGACUCCUCCCACUCCUCUGCUGCAUUUCAGUAAUUUAACCUUUACAGUCAGUGACCGAUGAUGAAGAUGACUCUUCUCACAGAGCUUUUUAUAUUUUUAUACACUCAAGAAAUGAAAAUGUAAAUCCUUAUGUUGCUCCAGUCUGGAAGUGGCGUGAUGACAUCACACGGUCACACGGCUAAAAAACAAGCAGUGACCAGACCGGGCAGGCUUCGUGUGUUUACUGUGAAAGUUCACCAAAAGAAGUGUUCCUUUACUUUAGUUUCUUUAGCGUGUGUUUCAUUUCACACAUUUGCAUCCACUAAUUACUGACGCCACUGACCCUGGUGAUUAAAAACCCGGCUGCUGGCCAGAGCCACUUCAGACGGAUUAGUGAAAACAUCAGCCAUGUACAAGUGUUUCCCUGAAGGACAUUAGACAGUACGCAGUAAACAUGUAUAAGGACAGUUCGGAGGUUGGUGGGUCUGACAGACCAACCUUUUAUUCAGGAAGAUGUUUUAAAGAACAAACAGAAAAAAAACUCCUCGUGAUGACCACAGCGGUCACUUACAGCCUCCCAAACAUCAGGAUUUAAAAAUACUACAUAAGGUAUGAUUCAGGAAGAGUGCCUGUACUGUGAGGUCCCUCACCUGUACACCAGGUCCACUCCAUCUACACACUCCACCCAAAGACACAUGCUCAGGAGGACCUCAGGGUCAGGGUGAGGGUCAGUCGCACUCGGGAAUCAGUUUGUGUUUGUUUAUUAACACACCAGAGUCACGCACUGAAGAACUGUUUGAGCGCCUGAACUGAGCGGUCACACACACACACACACACGAUAAACACAGCUGCCUGAUGUAUCACCUGUAGAGGUCAGUCACAGUGAGGGGGGACAGAAGGUGUUUGGAAGGACACAUGGCUUUGUUAUUGUUUACUGAUGAAACAUUUCUCUGUGAAUUCCAAAUCCAAUUAAAGCCAAAUCCUGUUUUUUUUA